CGCCGCGUCUAUGUCGGCAAUCUGUCUUACGACGUCAAAUGGCACCAUCUGAAGGACUUCAUGCGACAAGCUGGUGAAGUUCUCUUCGCAGACGUGCUGUUGCUUCCGAACGGAAUGUCGAAGGUAAUGAAAAAUGGCUGGUCUUGAUCGUGAGAAGGAUGGAGGUUGACUGGCUUUUGCUUGGGUGUAGGGCUGUGGCAUCGUGGAGUAUGCAACUCAGGAGCAGGCGCAGAACGCCGUGGCGACGCUCAGCAACCAGAAUUUGAUGGGACGACUCGUAUACGUUCGCGAAGACCGAGAGGCCGAGCCUCGUUUCAGCAACCCCAGCACCUCGCGCGGAGGAUUCGAAGGCGGAAUGGGCGGCGGCCCUCGUGGCGGGUUUGGAGGGAACUUUGGCGGUCCCUAUGGCGGCCCUCCUGGUGGAGGCGCUGCUGGAGGUGGCAGGCAGGUCUACGUCGCCAACCUCCCCUACAACGUUGGAUGGCAAGACCUUAAGGAUCUCUUCCGUCAAGCUGCGCACACCGGCUCCGUGCUGCGUGCGGACGUGCACAUGGCUCCCGACGGUCGUCCCAAGGGCUCAGGUAUCGUCGCAUUCGAAACCGCCGACGACGCAAAGAACGCCAUCAAUCAGUUCAACGGCUAUGAGUGGCAGGGUCGCAACCUUGAGGUCCGCGAAGAUCGUUUUGCUGGUGCUCCCGCGUUUGGUGGUCGUGGCGGUUUCGGUGGUGGUUUCGGUGGACGAGGUGGCUUUGGCGCUCGCGGUGGGUUUGGUGGGCGCGGCGGCUUCGGAGGCGGCUUCGGCGGACGUGGUGGGUUUGGUGGAGGAGGCUUCGGUGGUGGACCGGGUGGCCCACCAGGCGCGGGUGCAGGCUUCGACUCCAACGGUCCCUCGAACCCACCCAACCCCUUCACGGACUUUGCUACUGGCGGUGGAGAGCCUAGCAACGUGAUUCACGUGCGCAAUCUGCCAUGGUCGACAAGCAACGAAGAUCUCGUGGAGCUCUUCACUACAAUCGGCAAGGUCGAGCGCGCUGAAAUCCAGUACGAACCCAACGGACGCUCUCGUGGCAGCGGUGUUGUCGAGUUUGAGAAGGCGACGGAUGCGGACACAGCAAUUUCCAAAUUCACCGGCUACCAAUAUGGUGGCAGACCUCUUGGGUUGGCAUACGUCAAGUACACCAACCAGAGCAACGGCGAUGCCAUGGAGGGUACCGAGCACACGGGUGGCUUGACCCAGGAUCAGAUCAUGUAAAGAUGAUCCAGGACUGAAGGCGUUUUCAAGUUUUUUCCACAGCUUAGUUGUGUCAGGGUCAUGUUGCGCACAUGUACAAUUCCUCCGUGAAACUGGAAUCUGGAGGAGCGGGAUUUGCGCAACGAAGGAAAUUGUCAUGGAGGUCAUCUGGCCUAAAAGUUUCCUAUUGUAGUGUAAAAGGCGAGGUCUUGGAAUUAAUAUGCGAGAUCAAAAGGCAGCCAACAUGAGACCCAUGUUGAUCGUGCACUCUAUUCUAAUAUGCG
Dothidotthia symphoricarpi CBS 119687 is the source of this 1515-nucleotide messenger RNA. RefSeq names its product RNA-binding domain-containing protein. Gene Ontology annotation, cellular component: nucleus; cytoplasm. The transcript has 4 exons. Gene Ontology annotation, molecular function: mRNA binding. The record is from RefSeq and is a predicted model, not a curated record. Bases 266 to 1252 code for a protein of 328 amino acids. NCBI's taxonomy places the organism in Eukaryota, Fungi, Ascomycota, Dothideomycetes, Pleosporales, Dothidotthiaceae.